GUAAAUUGAAAUUCUUACGUGGCAGUGAAGUAGUAUUACUAGAAUCCUUAAAGUGACCUUUUUUUGAAUUUCGGAAUUGAAUGUACUAGAAUGUAUUUUUUAUUUCUUCAGAAUCUUUACUGUAAUUAUAAAAACUAUAAUUAAAUCCUAAUUUAACUUGCAUAAAAAUCAUUGUUAAACUUAAGAAUCUACCUAGUCUUUUCGAAACUAUGUAAAAAUAAAAAGAAUGGUGUAAUUUCUAAAGUACUAUUAAUCUAUUGACCAAUCGCAAGACAGCAUCUAAUUAGUUAUGUUGCAUUUUCUGCAGAGGUCGCUUGCACCUGCAAAUGUUGAUGUCAAAGAAUAAAGCAUUCUUUUGUAAAUCACACUUAGUAGACUUAUUCUGUUAAGCACAGGAGAUGUGCAGAAAUAUCUGCAAUGUAAAAAUCUCUUGCAUUGAAUUCAUUAAUGUAAGUUUUCGUUCUUUUUGAAAUUUGUAUAAUAACCGACAUUUGUGCACAAACGCCUGCAGGACAGUAGUGCAUAAUAACAUCAUUGCUCCGAAAUUUCGUAAAAUUGUAUACAAUGUACACCGUAUAAUCCGGAGGUUCAAUUAGUAAAAUUUCACCAAUAUUCAAGGAGACAUAUUUUUACGUGGACAUUAUGAGCGCGAGUGAUCUUUGGCUGCGUGAUGUGUUCACAAAAUACGGACUUAUUGUUAUGAUUGUUCUUCUCGUAUCAUUUUGGAUAAACUAUAAAUGGUCGAAAGUUCGACGAAAUAUCUACAAAGCUUAUCUUCUGGGAUUUGAGACAGAAUGUGCAGAACUUGCUGAUUCGUAUAAAAGAAGAUUAUUUAGAUCUCUGGAUCAAAUUGUUUCUCACGACGAAACCCUACGAUCUAUGGGUCAAAUUCGUGUACUAGAAAUUGGAGUUAAGACAGGUGAAAAUAUCCAGUAUUAUCCAGACGGCACUCAAUUAAUACUAGUCGACUGGAAUCGAAAAUUGGGAAAUUACCUGAUUAGCAGCGAACGAUCCUGGCAAUUUUCACACGUCGAUUUCGAGCGACAUAUUAUUGGAGAUGGAAGUUCAUUGAAAAAAAUCCCGACCGGCUGUGUUGAUGCUGUUGUCACAACAAGAUCCCUUUGUUGCACCACUUCUGUCACUGACACACUCAAAGAAAUUUACAGAGUACUUGCACCGGGAGGGAAAUAUUUUUUCAUGGAGCACAUUCCGGAGACUGAAGGAACAUUUACAAGGUGGAUUCAAACAGUUCUAACCCGGACGAACCUCUGGCCUCUUUUAUAUGGUGACUGUCGUUUAGACUGUAACCCAAACAAAGACAUUGAAAAAGCAGGAUUUCAAAAAGUAAUGUGGAAGACAGUCGUUCUCCAAGGAUACGUUUCUCACCCAAUCCACUUAUUUCUAUCUCGUCGACAUCUAAUCGGAACCGCUAUUCGAUAGAAUAUAAAUAUAAAAAUAAAGUAAGCCUACUUACUUUAUUAUUUAUUUAACCCUUAAAGUAUUCAAACGUGUGCUGUUCC
Messenger RNA from Belonocnema kinseyi, 1520 nucleotides. RefSeq names its product methyltransferase-like protein 7A. Lineage: Eukaryota; Metazoa; Arthropoda; Insecta; Hymenoptera; Cynipidae. The record is from RefSeq and is a predicted model, not a curated record. Gene Ontology annotation, molecular function: S-adenosylmethionine-dependent methyltransferase activity. The coding region runs from base 643 to 1440 and encodes 265 amino acids. The transcript has 3 exons.